This is a messenger RNA of Dryobates pubescens (Downy woodpecker), 1561 nucleotides long. RefSeq names its product HSPB1 associated protein 1 (gene HSPBAP1). Lineage: Eukaryota; Metazoa; Chordata; Aves; Piciformes; Picidae. Gene Ontology annotation, molecular function: 2-oxoglutarate-dependent dioxygenase activity. Bases 61 to 1521 code for a protein of 486 amino acids. The record is from RefSeq and is a predicted model, not a curated record. The transcript has 8 exons.
AGCGAGGGCGGUGCCGAGGGGAUCCCGUAAGAGCCGCCCCGGAGGGUGAAGCAGAGGAGCAUGGCCGGGGCGGAAAACUGUCGUCCUCCCGCGCCGGGUGAGGAUGUAAAGCCAUUUACUCCUGAGAAAGCCAAGGAACUUGUGAUGGCUCUACAGCAACCUGCAGUCUUCUGUAACAUGGUUGGUGACUGGCCAGCCCUGCGCUGGAAUGCGGAACACCUUUCUGCGGUGCUGGAUGGAAAGACGAUCCAGUUUAGGCUAGGUCUGAAGACAGUGGAUUUAGUUCCCCAGUUUGAAACCAGGUGUAGCUAUGUGAAGGCUACACUUAAAGAGUUUUUGGCUUGGAGUUGUGGGGAGCCUUCUUGUCUCUCUGGACCCUUCAGUUGUUAUGAGUACUCCAAAUACUGGGCUUAUGCUGACUACAAAUACAUCGCCAGGAUAUUUGAAGACAGGCCAGAAUUUUUCCAGGAUAUAAGAUGGGCUGACUUUGGCUUUCCUGGGAGAAGUGGAAAAGAGAGCACGCUGUGGAUUGGUACUGAAGGAGCAAAUACCCCCUGCCAUUUGGACUCCUACGGCUGCAACUUAGUGUUGCAAGUACAAGGAAGGAAGAGAUGGCACCUCUUCCCACCUGGUGACACCAGUUUCCUUUAUCCCACCAGGAUCCCUUACGAAGAAUCCAGUGUAUUCAGCAAAGUCAACGUUGCCAACCCUGACCUGAAAUGCUUUCCUGAGUUUAGGAACACGACAGCUCACGUGGCUACACUCAGUCCAGGACAGGUCCUGCUUGUUCCAAGGCACUGGUGGCACUAUGUGGAAUCCAUUGAUCCCAUCACUGUCAGCAUAAACUCUUGGAUUGAACUGGAUGCAGAUCAUGAAGCUCGUGUAGAAGAAGCAAUAACUCGAACGCUGGUAUGUGCCAUGAAAUCAGCAGAAGAUCCCAGUGAUGGAGAUGUCUGGCUAAAUCCCACAGAGGUUGAGGCAACAUCCCAUGAAAUCAACCUUCAGUACCUGAAUAAGGCAGUGUCUGCAUAUUUCAAGUCUCAAAAAGCAAGUAUGUCAGCCCAGGCAUGCUCCAGCAGCACUGGUGCAGAGCAGAGAACAGGCAGCUUGUGCAAGAGAAGGAGAAGAGAAGUUGGCUGUGAACCAGAGGGCUGCAGAUUACAGCCCCACGAACUGGGCUUUUCGACAGAAAGGCUGCAGAAAAUACCUUUUGGGCCUCAUCUUAUUCCAGUUUUACCACAGCCUCAAGAAAGCAGCUGGAUGGGUGCAGGUGUGGUUGAAAGUGACAGCAGAGAUCUUCUCCAGGAAAACAAAGGAGGACAUUUUGGAAAAUUACACUGCCCCAGGAAGCAGCUGGUAACGAGUGAGGACUGUGAAAUGCCUGCACAUCAGAUGCAUUCAGACAGCAGCCCAAAUGCCUCACAAGCAGCCCUAUCUACCAAUGAUUUGCUGGACUGCUUGGUUAACCCACAUGUCAUCAGUUUAGUGGCUCGGCUGCUGCUGGAGAGAACAAGAGUUUAAUGCUGGAGUGCUUUAUCAUUGCUGAAAUAAAGAAAUCAAA